Molecule: messenger RNA, 3641 nt
Organism: Penicillium subrubescens
Lineage: Eukaryota; Fungi; Ascomycota; Eurotiomycetes; Eurotiales; Aspergillaceae
Product: transient receptor potential ion channel family protein
Exons: 2
Coding region: 712-2949 (745 amino acids)
Biological process (GO): transmembrane transport; fungal-type cell wall biogenesis
Source: RefSeq, a predicted model, not a curated record
CCCUCGUCUUCCCCUUCUCCUUCAAGUUCCUUUCCUCCAAGGGAAAUCAACCUCUUCAACAACUACAAACCUCCUUCCCCCGCUCUUCUCGGCCAUACUGUGUGUGUCGCCAGUCCGCUCGCUCUAUCCACCCCUUUUUAGGUUCGAACUAGUACCAACCUAACGUACUCCCGCCUCCCGUUUGACCAUCCGCCCGCUUCUCUUUCAACUCCGACGACUUCAGCUUCUCGACUCUGGCAGGAAUUUGCUGCGUCGCCUGUUUCUUUGGGACUCUUGUCCACCGACUUUCUUUCAUAUUCUUCCAUUCGCAAGACAUUCUUGACGACUCCCGACUCGCUACAAACAACAAUAAUCCCCGGUCACCCUGAUUGACUUGACCCGCUCCCGCGACAGACUCCAAUGACGCUGCAGUGACCAGCCUCCCUCGAAUCCACCACCACUGCAACAACUCGCACAAAAGCAUUGAUCGCCGCAACAUCCGGCGUCAUCUGGAAUUUAUCGCCGGUCCCACUGUGUCCGCCGUAUUCUCUCUCUCCUUCUCGGCCGCUGACAGACUUUCCGCAUCCGGCGGCUGGCAACGUGGUACUCUGGAGUACCGCUCUGACACUCGCCGUCAUACUCUGUCCCUGUUCCGACUCUUUUUUCUCGGUCGGCUGAUCGCUUCCAUCCGACCUUCUUACCUCCAUCGACCUUGAUCGCCUACUCGCCAGCAUGAGGUCGUUAGCAUUUCUCACGUUUUUCGUCGCCUUUUUGGCGCCGCUGGCGUCCGCUGUCAAGCUUCUCGAAUCCAAUGCGUUGAAUGUGUGCAUGGAAAGUAGUAAUUUCACUGCGACAUAUUUCAACGUCGUCUUCUAUCCCGGAAACAACUCGCUCACUAUCGGAUUCGAUGGUUACUCCUAUAUCUCCGGCAAGGUCGUGGCUGACUUGAGCUUGACGGCAUAUGGAUACAAGGCUUACUCGAGCACGAUUGACCCCUGCUCGAUUGAGGGCAUGGGCAUGUGUCCGAUGGCCUCUGGUCCCAUUGAUUUGGGUCCAGUUUCCCUCUCGCUUCCGGAAGGCACUUCUUCCAAUGUUCCAGGCAUUGCCUAUACCGUCCCCGAUCUCGAUGCCAAUGUGCGGAUUGUGAUCAAGAAGAAGGACACCGGUGAGAAGAUUGCCUGUGUCGAGGCUUCGCUUUCCAACAACAAAAGUGUCUAUCAAUUAGGUGUUGCUUGGGUGACUGCGAUCAUCUCCGGUCUGGGUCUGGCAGCGUCUGCCAUUACUUCCGGUCUAGGUCAUUCCAACACGGCCGCCCACGUUGCCGCGAACGCGCUUUCUCUUUUUGGCUUCAUGCAGGGCCAAGCCAUGAUUGGUAUGAUCUCGGUUCACAUGCCUCCAAUUGUGGAAUCGUGGACCCAAAACUUCCAGUGGAGCAUGGGUAUUAUCCACGUCAGUUUCUUGCAGACAAUUUGCACCUGGUAUCAGCGUGCAACCGGCGGUACUCCCUCGACUGUUCUUUCACAGCUGGGUGAUACUUCCGUCGAGGUCCUUAAGCGUCGCAAGCGUGAUUUCAUCGAGCCUGCAAUCAACUUGAUCAAGCGAGCUACCAGUAUCAUCUCGAAACGUGACAGCUCGAGCCAAAAGCUGAUUGUGGUGCGGGGUAUUGAACGUGUUGGAUUCCGCGCUAAUAUUGAAGAGACCAACAUCUUCCUGACUGGUCUGAUCUUCUUUGUCGUUUUCGUCUGCUUGGUGGUCAUUAUCGUUACAUCCUUCAAAGGUAUUUGCGAGUUGCUUGUCAAGCAUGGCAAGAUGAAGAGUGACAAGUUCCAGGACUUCCGUAACGGCUGGAAGGUUGUCACUCGCGGUAUUCUCUUCCGUCUCACUCUGAUCGGUUUCCCGCAAAUGACCGUUCUCUGCCUGUGGGAGUUCACUCAGCGCGACUCGGCCGCCGAGGUGGUCCUUGCUGUGGUUAUGAUCCUAUCUUUGCUUGUUGCCCUUGGCUGGGCUGCUCAGAAGGUCAUUCGUCUGGCCAAGCGCUCUGUCACUAUGCACAAGAACCCAGCCUAUAUCCUGUACUCCGAUCCUGCGGCCCUGAACAAGUGGGGCUUCUUGUAUGUGCAGUACCGCGCAACGGCAUACUACUUUGUCGUCCCGUACCUGGCCUACAUCUUGGUCAAGGGCAUGUUUAUUGGUCUCAGCCAGCCUGCCCCAGUUGUUCAGACCGUUGCAUUGGUGAUCCUCGAGGCUGCCAUGCUGGUCGCUGUCUGCGUGAUGCGCCCAUGGAUGGACAAGAAGACCAACAUCUAUAACAUCUCGAUCGCCAGUGUCAACUUCCUCAAUGCCAUCUUCCUGCUGGUCUUCUCGGAUGUGUUCAACCCUCCCGGCAUGAUGAUCGGUGUCAUGGGAGUCGUUUUCUUCGUCUACAACGCUGCUUUCGCUCUGGUUCUGCUCGUCCUCGUCUUGAUCGCCUCGGUCUACGCCGUCGUGUCCAAGAACCCCGAUACCCGCUACCAGCCUAUGCGGGAUGACCGUGGGUCUUUCAUCAAGUCCCAGACCCAACUGACCACCGAGCUGGACGCUCUUGGUGCCACCGCUCGUGGUGAUGUCAAGAACGGCAACGGUUAUCAACAAAACCCCUUCGAUGACGAUACCGCCUCCAUCUCCAGCGGCACCGGUGUCACUGGUCACCACCACAACAACCUCGAUGCUGCCAACAGCGCUCAAAAUCUGAACCGUCACCAGCCUCCUCACUCACCUGUUGAUCCAUCAGUACCGCUCUUCCCGAGCAAUGCCUCGACUCACUCAGGCAGCCGGGGGCCACCCCCUGGCUACGACCAGUUUGGUCGGUCAGCAUCACCCGCGCCGCGGAACUACGACAACGCUCCAGUCGGUGCCUCCGCGCUAGCAACCAACUAUAGGGCGCAAAACAACGCCAGUCCCUGGCAAAGGGGUGCUGGCUACGACCAUUAGAUGGGCGUGUGACUCGCCUGCAUUGGUUUCCUGCUUUUUAUUUUCCACCUGAGAUGAAGAUAUGUGAUUUUUAGCGUGGGACAGCGAUGGUCUAUGAUCCUUUACCAUCCGCCAUCCUUUUUUGGGUCUGGUAUCUGUUUGAAUUUUUGAAUCUCUGUCUAACUGCACUUUAUGUUGUUGCUCAUUCGUGGCUUGCACUUUUCUCGACUACACCACUUCUCCUUUUCCUCCAUUUCUUCUGAUCCAUUGCCUAAGGGCAGUGUAUCGCCUUUUUUCCUUUUACCUACUUCACCCGCUUUCCCCUCCCUACCACACUUUUGUUUCUUCUGUCUCAAAACUACCCGACUCUGCCUCUCCCACAUUGACGUGCGGAUACAAUCCUCGCCACAAGGCCGACGUGUACUCUCUUCUUCUUUCCCUUUUCGUCCCUUGUUUUUCUUUUGCUUAACCUGGCGUUCUGAUGCAUCUUGGUUAUGGAGAUCUGGCCUUGGGUUUCUCGCGGGCUUCGGAAUAUACAUUUUUUUCUUCCCUCUCCUCCCUUCCUUUCUCUUUCGUUCUCUGAUUCCCGACCUCUUUGGGGGGUUGUGCGUGAUAUGUACGCUAUGUACUCCGAUGAAACAAAUAGUCCUAGUGUCUAAAAGACGAGAUUUAUUUAUCUCGUAUCUCGCGCAAUCUAAAGCUGUCGUUUCGUC